GGUAAUUCAGGGGAAAAGAAGGCAAGCACAGAUACCCUCCUCUCCAGCUCUCCUUUGCCUUCCCUUAUUGGCAAAACUACACGCAAAAAGUUUUGCGCGCGGGGGAGGGGCAUAUUCUUAGCUCGCGCCUUAAACCAGUUCAAAUACUUGGCUUCUCUGCUUCUUCCAUUUAUUCCGUACCAUCUUCCUCCUCCUCCUCCAUUUGACCUGACUAAGCCCUGGAUUGACAUUCUCCCUGCGCCCAAGUAGUAGUGUUGUUCAAUUCAUGCAUGCUACGUGGGCAGUAGCUUCAAGAAAGAACCGUCGACCUCUGGGCAGAACGUGGGCGUCGCUAAAUACACGCAAAGAACACCACAUUUCUUCUCCGCAGCCAGCAUGCUGGGAGGCGCCGUGCACCGACGUCCUCUGGCCACGAUGCUGCAGCAAUACUGCAGGAGCCCCGUACCGGCAGCAGCCUUCCUCGCCGUAGCCGGCGUCCGCAUUAAUGCUGCGACGCCGAGAGGCGGCGAUAAGCGGCGGGGAAUGCACGUGGGCGGCGGCGGGGGCUCGUUGUGGAGGAAGCCGGAGGCGGGGCGUCUGAAGCUCAACUUCGACGGGUCGUCGCGGCAGCACGUGUCCUCCCGGAGCGCGAGCAUCGGCGGCGUGGUGCGCGACCACGAGGGGAGGUUCGUGCUGGGCUACGCGGAGCGGAUCGGGAAGGGGUCCACGAGCUCGGUGGCGGAGCUGGCGGCGCUCAAGCGCGGGCUGGAGCUGGCGCUGGAGCACGGGUGGCGCGGCCGGGCGCUGUGGGUCGAGGGCGACGCCAUGGCCGCCGUGGACGCCGCGCGCGGGAAGGGGAGAAGAAGGGUCGUCAGUGGAAGGGCGGAGGAGGACCGGAGGCUGUGCGUGGAGAUCGCCGAGAUGCUGCCGCUGCUCGAGACGGACGACGAGGAAGAGGAAGAUGGGGGCAUUAUGGUCGUGUCGCACGUGGGAAGGGCAGGGAACACGGUGGCGCACGGGUUCGCGAGGCUCGGGCACGGCGCGGCGAGGCCCAAGGUGUGGCGCGGGGUGCCGCCGGCCGAGGUGAUGAAGCACCUGCAUCGGGACGCCCAGGGGGAGUAGAUCGGCACGUACGCACGUACGGGUACGGCUGCGCGUGGAAAUGUUUGUGCAUACGUGAUUUCCCGCGCGCAGUUCGAUUUGUGCAGCGGUGACUAUUUGUUCGUGGACAUGCAUAUGUGUCCAUUCGUUUGGUAUUUAGUUUUGCAGAAAAUUUGUACAGCAAAUUAACCAGCAAUUGUAUAUAUGCCGGCUUGGGAGUAUAUUCAAAACCGGAUUUGUGUUCCGUCGUAUACAUGGAACGAGCCAUUAGUGGAUUUUAUAGCAUGUAUACUUUUUCGAACCGGACUCCGAAGGACUCAAUCCUUAAUUAAGCAGAUGAAAAUUGUCCAGUUAAUUUAACGGAAAUCCGGGCUAAAAUCGUAAACAAACGUUCACAGUGUCAACAUGAAACAUGUCAACUCCACAAACACUCUGGCCAACCUGUCUACCCACACACAUUCCACGCACAAUGCUGAAAGAAAAAACGAUGCCGAG
This is a messenger RNA of Brachypodium distachyon (stiff brome), 1575 nucleotides long. RefSeq lists its product as uncharacterized. The transcript has a single exon. Gene Ontology annotation, molecular function: nucleic acid binding; RNA-DNA hybrid ribonuclease activity. Bases 376 to 1101 code for a protein of 241 amino acids. The record is from RefSeq and is a predicted model, not a curated record. Lineage: Eukaryota; Viridiplantae; Streptophyta; Magnoliopsida; Poales; Poaceae.